CGUCCUGCACCCGCCGCCGCCGGCCCCGCACCCCCGCGACGUGCUGCUGGGCGGCGGCGGCGGCGGCCGGACGACCGAGGACCCCCGCGGCCCCGAGGAGCCAAAGCCGGACGCCAGCGUCAAGAAGGCGAAGAGGCCAAAGCCAGAAUCUCAGGGAAUCAAAGCCAAGAGGAAGCCCAGCGCAUCUUCCAAACCGCCGCUGGUGGGAGACGGGGAAGGCGCCCUGCUCUCCCCCAGCCAGAAACCUCACAUCUGCGAUCACUGUAGCGCCGCUUUCCGGAGCUCCUACCACCUGCGGAGGCACGUCCUCAUCCACACCGGGGAGCGGCCCUUCCAGUGCAGCCAGUGCAGCAUGGGCUUCAUCCAGAAGUACCUGCUGCAGAGACACGAGAAGAUCCACAGUCGAGAGAAGCCGUUCGGGUGCGACCAGUGCAGCAUGAAGUUCAUCCAGAAGUACCAUAUGGAGAGACACAAGAGGACGCACAGUGGAGAAAAGCCAUACAAGUGUGACACUUGCCAGCAGUAUUUCUCAAGGACAGAUCGCCUCUUGAAGCACAGGCGCACCUGUGGCGAAGCCAUAGCGAAAGGCGCCCCCGGCGCAGAGCCCGGGGCGUCUGGCCACAACAGCGUGGGGAAUCUGGCUGUGUUGUCUCAGGGAAACACCAGCUCUUCGAGGAGAAAGGCGAAGUCAAAGAGCAUCGCAGUUGAAAACAAGGAACACAAGACUGGUAAAGCGAGCGACUCGCAGGUUCCGAGCAGUAUGACCCUGCAGAGUUACUCGGUAGAGAUGCCCACCGCGUCUUCCAGCGGAGGCAUGAUCGGCACUGGUAUCGACGAGCUACAGAAAAGGGUGCCAAAACUGAUCUUUAAGAAGGGAAGCAGAAAGAGUACAGAGAAGAACUACCUGAACUUCGUGUCACCGUUACCAGACAUGGUGGGACAGAAGUCCUUGUCUGGGAAACCAGGUGGCUCGCUUGGCCUUGCGUCAAACAGCGGCGUGGAGACCAUUAGCCUCCUCCAGAGCGCAAGUGGCAAACAAGGUCAAAUGAGCAGUACUUACGACGAUGCCAUGCAGUUCUCGAAGAAAAGAAGAUACAUACCGACUGCCAGCAGCAACAGUGCCUUUUCCGUGAGCGUGGGACACAUGGCCUCCCAGCAGUCUGUCAUCCAGUCUGCGGGCGUCGGAGUUUUGGACAGUGAGGCCCCCUUGUCCCUUAUUGACUCCUCGGCCCUGAAUGCGGAAAUUAAGUCUUGUCACGACAAGUCUGGAAUUCCUGAUGAGGUUUUGCAGAGUAUUUUGGAUCAGUACUCCAACAAGUCCGAGAGCCAGAAGGAGGAUCCCUUCAGCAUAACGGAGCCACGAGUGGAUUUGCACACCUCAGGAGAGCACUCAGAGCUGGUGCAAGAAGAGAGCUUGAGCCCAGGCGCCCAGACGCCCUCCAGCGAUAAGGCCAGCAUGCUGCAAGAAUACUCCAAAUACCUCCAGCAGGCUUUUGAAAAGUCCACGAACGCAGGGUUCGCUCUCGGCCACGGGUUCCAGUUUGUCAGCCUGUCAUCACCUCUCCACAACCACACUUUAUUUCCAGAAAAACAGAUAUACACUACAUCUCCUCUGGAGUGUGGUUUCGGCCAGUCUGUUACCUCAGUGUUGCCAUCUUCGUUGCCAAAGCCUCCUUUUGGGAUGUUGUUUGGAUCGCAGCCAGGUCUUUAUUUAUCUGCUUUGGAUGCCACACAUCAGCAGUUGACCCCUUCCCAGGAGCUGGAUGAUCUGAUAGAUUCUCAGAAGAAUUUAGAGACUUCUUCGGCCUUCCAGUCCUCAUCUCAGAAACUGACUAGCCAGAAGGAACAGCAGAAAAACUUAGAGUCCUCAACAAGCUUUCAGAUCCCAUCUCAGGAGUUAGCCAGCCAGAUAGAUCCUCAGAAAGACGUAGAGCCUAGAACAACGUACCAGAUUGAGAACUUCGCACAGGCGUUUGGUUCUCAGUUCAAGUCGGGCAGCAGGGUGCCAAUGACCUUUAUCACUAACUCCAAUGGAGAAGUGGACCACAGAGCAAGGACUUCGGUGUCAGAUUUCUCAGGGUAUACAAAUAUGAUGUCCGAUGUUAGUGAAGCAUGUAGUCCGAGGGUAAAGACGCCCACCAGCCAGAGCUACAGGUAAGGCCCAGGAGUGACCAGGCUGGGGGUCUUCUAAUGUGAUUUCGUUUUAUUUCGAGAACACUGCCAUUGGAAUGUUUCUACGCGAUCCUAUUAAGAAUAAUGUAAUGCCCUUUCAAUGCAACUUUUCAUAUUUAGUUUAUUUUGUUAGCGUGAUUUUAGCUCUGUUUGUAUUAUGAUUUUUAAUCAAAAUCAAUAGAUUAAAAUAGUUUGACAUUCGAAGUGACAAUGUUUAGCAAUCAAAUUUACAUGUAUAGAUUGUCAGGGAAUAGCCCAAAAGUUUUAAAUGCAAAAAAAAAAAACCAUAUAAAAAAAAAAACAAAAAAAAAACCACAUAAAAAAAAACUUUGUUGUUAGGAUUAAGGUUAUUCUAAUUGCUUUACUCUCAGGAAAGUGUAAUAACGCAUGGGAAUUCUGUACGUUAUCACUGUAAUGGAAUAUCCAAUUUACAGGUAGUAUAUGCAUUUCAUCAUUUAGGUAAGGGAUCGAAAACAUUUCAAGUUGCUCUAUCUGGGCUGAUGUGAUACACGUUUUAUCAUUGAAGUAAGGGAUCGAAAACAUUUCAGAUUGCUGUCUCCAUCUGGGCUGAUCCAAAAUUCUGAAUUGUUGGCCACCUGUACUUUGUUGCAGCUUUUAAAUGUACUCUGAACUUCCAAACCACAUUCAUUCCAGCCUGGAAGAACAAAUAUUCUUGGAUCUUUGAUCAAAGCCUGGAAUGAUAGCUUUAAUAAAAGAAGGAGGGAAAAAAAAGCACCCUUUCCUUACCCCAACUGUGACAAGGCCGGUCAGGGGCUGGUGGGCACAGUGUUGAUGCCCAGGUGGCUGGUUGGUGCCAGUAUUAGAACCCAAGCUGGAAUUACAUCAUUCUUGGAAAAUCUGGGUAUGUGCCGUUUGUCAUACAUGGCCUAAAACUCUGUUCCCUGUCUUUUACUACAUGUCACCCACACUUACGGGUUUUUUCUUUCAUUGUUGUCUUUGUUCUUAACACGUCCUCUCGCGCAGAGUCCUGGGCCUGCUUGUUCCUUCUGCUCCCUGUCUUGACAGUUUCGACUUUAGAAUGAGUCACAUUCCAAUAGGUAAUUGGCUGUGCGUUUCAUAUGCCUUCUGGCAUCCAAAUACUAAACCGUAGGGUUAGCAUCCCCCCGCCCCCUUUUGAAGAACAGAGCCCUUGCAGGUGUCCAUGUAGCAUAAAGCCCCCAUGCUCAGAGCUACAGACAACCAGUAAGAAGGUUGUAAUUCCAGCUGGUGACAAAGCCAACGGGAGGGGUGAGAGCGUCUCACUUGGGGGUAACAUUGGAACCUCUCUGAGAAGUUGCAGCCUGUUUAACGUACGUUUUGAAAGGGUGCGUCAGUCAGUAUUGUACGGGGUCGUGUAAAGUCAUCAAACCUUGCUAUGAACGCUAAUUGCCAUUUGAAGCUACUGGUGGACAGUGGCUCUGCUCUAAACCACUUUUUAGCAAUUGUAUUUUUUUUCUGAUUAUAUUUUUUAAUGUACUUUGAUGUUUAUGCUGAUGAGUUUUUUUGUGUACUUUUGGUGAUGUUUCAGUCUUAGGUACUCUUCUGACGUCAGAAAAGUGCCACUGGUUGUUUGCAGUCUUACUGUGUCAUCAGCCUCCCGCAGGCUUCCAUGUAUAAUAAAGUAAUUAAUACUGUGCACGUGUGAAACACUUCUGUUACGAAGGCAGUGUUUGGAAAAUGAGAAAUUAUUAAAAAUGGUUACAAAAUACUAGUUAAUUUCCUUUCCCUGCUUUCCUCCCUUAAGUCUGCUUUACCAGCUAAAGGUCACUUAUUUGUCAUUGCAAGAUUCUUCGAAAAUGUGUGUAAUCUUCUUAAAUACACGCAGUACUAAAAAGUCUGUUUUGGUCAGCGCGGCGAGUUCUGUUGGGGACAGAGCACAAGCUGUAAUCAGAGGACGGAGAAGGCCCGUUACCGCUGUGUCUCUGAGCUGUGUGGUCUCCCUCCAGCGUUUUGUUUUAUACAGGUUUUGAAUUCCUUUAACUUUUAUUGUGUGUACUGAAUACUGCAUAUGUACUAUUCUGAUUGUUUGCUCUAGUUUACUACCAAUAAAAGACCUGUUAAUCACAA
Messenger RNA from Vicugna pacos (alpaca), 4239 nucleotides. The record is from RefSeq and is a predicted model, not a curated record. NCBI's taxonomy places the organism in Eukaryota, Metazoa, Chordata, Mammalia, Artiodactyla, Camelidae.